AUGGCCGAUCAGAUUACUCUUAAUAAUGAGCCAAGUCAGGACCUGACGGCGAUCAAUGAAGUUAUGCAAAAUGGUCCUGUAUCCUUUCCAUCUGGUCAUAUCCCUGACCACAAACAUCAACAAAAGGGUUCCAACUCAGACGUGCCCCCUCCAAAGACAGACAAACCACGCCCGCAUGUGUGUACGACCUGUACAAGGUCCUUUGCGCGCCUGGAGCAUUUAAAGCGCCAUGAACGAUCCCACACGAAGGAGAAGCCUUUCGAAUGUCCAGAUUGCACAAGAUGUUUUGCACGAAGAGACCUCCUUUUGAGGCACCAGCAGAAACUCCAUAUGGCUACCACGCCCGCAUCACGCCCGCGGAACGUUAGAAGGGAAAGUAUGAGCAGCUCAACGAGAGUCCGGAAGAACUCGAUGGCUGGCGGAACAAAUACCAUGAGACCAAGAGCCAAUACUAUCAGCCACGUCGAAGGAGCAGUUGUAGGUAUGCUAGGAUCUGGAAAUUCAUCCUCCAGACCAACCCAGCCAGGCCACACCCAUCAUUCUAGUCUUGGAGGCCUCUCAACCCUUCCAAACUUUGAUUACCGUUCGGGUAUCAGUUCACUUAACGGACUCUCAAAGCUCGACACCGCAGCUUUAACUGGCGAAUUCCCUGAUGCCCUCCGAACUGCGCCGGUAUUUGGGAGCUUUGAUCUUCCAUUUGGUAUGGGUGACGCUAUGGUUGGUCAGGGAAGUACAAUCAACCCUGCACAGCUGCAUUUUGCUGGUUCGCCGCAUGGCUUUGCCGAUUCCCCUGCCUCUCCUUUCUCACAGAGCUUUUCAAACAUGACUGCUACGCAGAGUACCAUUGAAGAUGACCUUAAGUACGAAUGGCUAAAUGGCUUUGACAAUACUAUGACGUUCCCACCAAAUGACUCAGCAAUCGAUGGCUCUUCACCAUCUGCCAUGAGCACAGGAAGUCAAAGUGGUCUUAGUGAAGCGAUUCUCGACGCUUCCAACCAGGCUGGCACAACAUCUGCCGGUAGUACAGCCUGGGCCGGUACACUGCACUCCCAAGGCCAAAGCCAAUCACAACAAUAUGCUUUGGAUUUCGCCAAUCUCACCUUUCCUGAGUUUGCUGCACCUCCCGAUACUGUGUCCCCCAAAUCACUCCUUUCGCAAGGUCAUCCUUCUAAUCCGCCAUUCUCGACAUCCACUUCUCUGGCGUCAAUGAACGGACCCGUAAUUUCGGGAGCUCCUACCAGUACGUUCCAAAUUUCAUCCGUGGGUGGAACAAAUGGCCUCCAAUCUUUUGGAUCUGGCUAUGAUCAAACUUCUCAACCAGCCUACUUAAGUUCUAUCACUGAUUCGACGCGACAGGCUUUGAUGAGGACUUUACAACAACCUUCGGGUUUCAAUAAUCGUCGAUUCUCGCAACACUCCCUCAGUGCGUCGCGCAUGAGUCCUAGCCCUGGAAACAUGCUAGGAAACUCCCAGAACGCUUGCAAUUUACCCAGUACCUAUGAUCUCCAGCGAUAUAUCUCUGCAUAUGUUACCUAUUUCCAUCCACACUUACCGUUCCUACAUAUUUCCACUUUGGAUUUCACCGCUCUGGAGCAUUCAGGAAAUCCUGGGUCAGCUGGUGCUGGCAAUAUUGCUCUUGGUGGUGGAUGUCUUAUCCUUUCCAUGGCUGCAAUUGGUGCCCUCUACGAGUAUGAUUCGGCCACAUCAAAGGAGCUUUUCGAAUCUGCGAAGAAAAUGAUCCAGCUUUAUCUAGAGGAGAGACGAAGAGCAGAUAUGUCCGCUGCUAUUAACCGCUCUAGUUAUAGCCGCGAUAACUCGCUUCAUAAUACACCACUUUGGCUUGUGCAAGCGAUGUUGCUUAACGUUAUAUACGGCCAUAACUGUGACGACAAAACAGCGGUUGAUAUUGCGAGUACACACUGUGCGGCUCUUAUUAGUUUAGCGCGUGCUGCGGAAUUAACACAAUACCACCCACCAGAGAGCCUACCCGAGGAGCAGUUAGGGUAUAACUCAUCUUUCAAUGGUUUGUCGGGGCUUAACGGGGACAUGUGGAUGGGCCAGCAGGUAGAUAUUUCAAGUGAAAGGAAAGAAUGGCUUAACUGGAAAAUUGUUGAGGAGAGAAAACGAACCCUCUAUGCCAUCUUCACUCUGUCCAGCUUGUUGGUUUCUACGUACAACCACUCCCCCGCCCUCACAAAUUCGGAAAUUCGCCUUACUCUACCUUGUGAAGAACAACUAUGGGCAGCGCAGUCUCCUGAAGCUUGGAAGGCAAUGGGAGGCGCCGAGAAAACCACGAUCGAAUUCUCGACUGCUCUCAAGACACUUCUCACUGCAGGCCAGGCUUCGUCCCAAAACCAAUAUGGAUCAACUAUCCAAUCAGAUGGGUCGCUUUCUAGUGAACUGCGCCCGAGCACCUUUGGAUGUUUGGUACUAAUUCAUGCUUUGCAUAACUAUGUCUGGGAGACACGACAACUACACUUGGGAAAGCAAUGGUCAAACCAAACGGAAGCAAUGCAUGUACACAUUGAGCCCGCAAUCAGGGCUUGGCAAAGAGCUUGGAGUAGCAACCCUACGCACAGUUUAGAACGACCUAAUCCAUUUGGUGCCAGUCCCUUGUCUGCAGAUAGCAUCCCCUUGUUGGAUCUGGCUUAUGUUCGAUUAUAUGUCAACCUUGGCCGGUCCAAAGAAGCCUUUUGGCAGCGAGAUUGGAGCGGCAUGGCAGAUGAGCUUACGAAAGCAGUUCAAUCAGUGUCACUUUCCGAUAGUAACCCUGAAUCGGAAUUUUCCCUCUCAACUCAUGAUGAUGCGAUCUCCGCUCAAAUGCUAGAAUCGCUCGCAGAGUAUGGCGUAGCCGACCUCACCAUAUCUGGCUCACCAAAUGAUGACCUUUCAUUACUUGCUGCCAGCGCGCGAAAUAACAUGCAAGCUUCUAGGGGUGAACGUCUUCUUCGCAAGGCUGCAUUCUAUGCCGCUGACUCCAUGUCCAUGUCAAAUGAAUGGGGAAACACAUUUGCUGAGUUCACCUCCCGUGACCUGCCAAUCCAAAGUGCCAUUUGUCUCUUCGACUCUGCUCAAGUUUUAGCAGAAUGGGUUACCGCAGUCCAAGAACGUAUUGGCCCAUACAUCGGAAUUCUGGGUCAAGACAAUGUCAAUUUCAAUGAGGUUCCAGCUACUGUCUUAUUGGAAGACGAAGAUCGCAAUUUGUUGCAGAAGAUCCAGGAUAUCCUAGACAAUGUUGAGAAUAAAAUGGAGAACAUGAUAUCGCACAUUGGGGUUACAGGAUCAGAGUCGUGGAACCGUCUGCCCAGUUUGGUUGAUGGUGGAUAUGGAACGAAGAUUGUUCUCUCAGCUGCCUUCUUGCUAAACAACGCAGGUGUCUGGCCAGGUAAGCCCUCUUCCUCCGGCCUUACAUUCACACCAGAAAAUGACCACUAA
Molecule: messenger RNA, 3435 nt
Organism: Microsporum canis CBS 113480
Lineage: Eukaryota; Fungi; Ascomycota; Eurotiomycetes; Onygenales; Arthrodermataceae
Product: DNA binding regulatory protein AmdX
Exons: 2
Coding region: 1-3435 (1144 amino acids)
Biological process (GO): DNA-templated transcription; regulation of transcription by RNA polymerase II
Cellular component (GO): chromatin
Molecular function (GO): zinc ion binding; RNA polymerase II cis-regulatory region sequence-specific DNA binding; DNA-binding transcription factor activity, RNA polymerase II-specific
Source: RefSeq, a predicted model, not a curated record